Laccaria bicolor S238N-H82 is the source of this 408-nucleotide messenger RNA. RefSeq lists its product as uncharacterized. The transcript is spliced from 2 exons. The record is from RefSeq and is a predicted model, not a curated record. Bases 1 to 408 code for a protein of 135 amino acids. NCBI's taxonomy places the organism in Eukaryota, Fungi, Basidiomycota, Agaricomycetes, Agaricales, Hydnangiaceae.
AUGCCAGGUGCCACGUUGCCAACAGCGACGUGGCAACCAAACGACAGACGACGAGACUUCGUCGUCCAUUGUUCUGUUCUUAUCAUCACGCCGCGACACGUCUGCCACGACGUCACCACAUCACCACAACCUCAUCACCGCGACACACCACGACAACCACACCACAACCACGUCACUACGACGUACCACGACCACGUCACUACAAUGUACCACGACCACGUCACUACAACGUACCAUGACACUUCGGCACUCUGCCACGUCACACAACCCCCACCACUGCAAACAACCACAGCCGCCCAACAGACGAACAACGACCAGCACACGCCAUGGCGCCAGAGCCAUGAGCGAGCCAGGCCACCUCACAGUCAGCGACGUGGGAACUAUGGGACGCAUACGGAUGACGAAUGA